AUGCAUACCGUACCGACACUUUUGGUUCCACCGCGAGUCAAAAUUGUCGAAGUUGGGCCCCGAGACGGCUUACAGAACGAACCCGUCAGCGUCUCCACGGAGGACAAAAUUAAACUCGUACAAAAGCUGGCUCAGGCGGGCUGUCGCUACAUCGAAGCUGGAAGUUUCGUCUCACCAAAAUGGGUUCCCAGCAUGGCGAAUUCAUUUCAAACAAUGACUAAGUUAAGAGAAUGGAAAGAGAAGCAAGGGCCAGAAUACGAGCCACUGGUCUUGUCUUGUCUCGUGCCUAAUCUCGCAGGCCUUCACCAAGCGAUUCAGGUAAAGGCUGGAGAGAUUGCCGUAUUUGGAUCUGCGAGUGAGACUUUUUCCAACAAGAACAUAAACUGCAGUAUUGACGAGUCACUGGAGCGCUUCGCGCUGGUCGUUGCCGAGGCCAACACCGCUAGAAUUCCCGUGCGAGCCUACUUGUCCUGUGUCAUUGGUUGUCCUUACCAAGGAAGGAUCCCACCAUUAGCCGUAGCCCAGAUGGCGGAAAAAUUAUUAGCUUUGGGCUGUCACGAAUUGUCGUUGGGUGAUACGAUUGGGGUCGGGACACCCACAACCACAAUCGCGCUGUUGAAGGAACUGCAACACGUCCUGGGGAACGACGUAGACAAACUAGCCGUUCAUUUUCACGACACACAUGGUCAAGCUUUGGCUAACAUUUUGGUAUCCUUGGAAAGUGGGAUCGCGACGGUCGAUGCUUCCGUUGCGGGGCUUGGAGGUUGUCCGUAUGCCCCUGGAGCGUCGGGCAACGUGGCGACCGAAGAUGUUGUCUACAUGCUGAAUGGUUUGGGUGUUGAGACGGGGAUUGAUCUUGACAAGCUUGUAGAGGCUGGUGACUUCAUUUGCGAGGUUUUGGACCGCCCUUCCAGAUCUAGGGCAGGGACAGCCAUUUCUGCCAUACAGAAGCGGAAAGCACCGUAG
Molecule: messenger RNA, 966 nt
Organism: Phaeodactylum tricornutum CCAP 1055/1
Lineage: Eukaryota; Bacillariophyta; Bacillariophyceae; Surirellales; Neidiaceae
Gene: HCL1
Product: hydroxymethylglutaryl-coenzyme A lyase
Exons: 2
Coding region: 1-966 (321 amino acids)
Biological process (GO): ketone body biosynthetic process; L-leucine catabolic process
Molecular function (GO): hydroxymethylglutaryl-CoA lyase activity
Source: RefSeq, a predicted model, not a curated record